UAGGACUUAAUUACAUGUCGGGCAGUGCCCAGGUACACCCGGAACCAUCCGUGCGGCGCACGCCUAUGGUUACAACUAUUAAUAUUAUAAAAAUCUAUCUUAGUUUGUGCCGUUCAUGGUCUACACUAUACAGUCUACACUACGACUUAAAUAAAUCUAUUUAGUCAUACUUUAGAGCAACUCCACAGCCUCUUUAUCAAAAAAAAGAAUAUAAUCAAGAGUUUACGACCACGGACUAUACCUAUGUAUGAAUAGUAGUGAUUUGUGGUUGCGAGUUGCAAGCUAUAGCACUGACGGUAUAAAUACCCAAUACACGCAUUAAAAUACCAAGUAUCUACGGUUAAUAUAUUAUAUGUGCAUUUAUAAUUUAUAUAAUAUAAAUUGUGUUAUAAACUUUUUACUAAAUAACUUAGAAGUAAUAACUGUUAAGGUUAACUAUUGUUAUAGUGUUGUGAAAAUAUGAAUAACUAAUAACCAUGAUAAGAUUCUUUUAUCAAAAUUCUAUCACAGAAUUUAUUCUGUGGUUCUAUCAGCUAUAGAUACUUCAGUUGAGACUCUAUUCUCGAGCACUGAGCACACUGCAUAAAUAAUAGACCUACAAAGAAAUACUUCAAAUAGUUCAAAUACAUUAUUAAAUAUUAAUUGUUAUGUCUAUGAUCUCUAGUUUAAAGUGUCUGUAAUCUGUAUUUUCAAUUCUGUUGUUUAGUUUCAACUUUCAUCUCUAUAUCUUUAUUAUUUUUAUUUAUCUAUUUACUAAUAUUAAAAAAAUUUAAAUAAUAUAUUGAAAUGGAAAAAGCAUUAGAAAGUAUUUUUAACACCAAAAUAAAAAAAUUGGAUAUAUCUAUAAAUGAAGGCUGCAUUAAUAAUAGUUCAGUUUAUGAAACAGAAGACAAUAAAUUAUUAUUUGUUAAAGAUAAUUCAAAACCAGGGUCAGAUAAGAUGUUCAAUGGUGAAUUAGAAGGCCUUAAAGCAAUAUGUAGUACAAAUACUAUUUCAACUCCUUAUCCUAUUGCCACUGGCUGCACAAAUAGUGGUCAAUAUUUUAUUGUUAUGGAUUAUUGGAAAAUGAGUUCUUUAAAUACAAGUUGUUCAUCAGAAUUAGGCAGUCAAUUAGCAGAAAUGCAUAUGUUUAAUUUAAAAGAGGGUCAACCACGUAUAAACAAAUUUGGAUUUCAUGUUGAAACUUGUUGUGGAUUUUUACCUCAAAAUAAUACAUGGACUGAUGAUUGGAUUACAUUCUACAUUGAAAAUCGUUUAAAUUAUCAAAUACAGUUGCUGCAAUCAAACUCAGGAAACAGUAUACAAAAAAAAAAAAUCAUUGAAAAUUAUUGGCCUCAACUGAAACAUAUAAUUCCCAAAUUCUUUGAAGGGAUUGAAGUUAAACCUUCACUACUUCAUGGAGACUUGUGGCCAGGAAAUAUUGCUCAAUCAAAUUCAAAACCAGUUGUUUUCGAUCCAGCUACGUUUUAUGGGCAUCAUGAAUAUGAUAUUGCUUCCAUUUCAUUAUUUGGAGGUGUUUCUAAAGAAUUUUUUGAAGCAUAUUUUAAAAAAAUACCUAAGUCUAAUGGAUUUGAAAAUAGAAAGUUGUUAUAUCAUUUAUUCCAUUAUUUAAAUCAUUGGAAUCAUUUUGGAGGAAGUUAUGUCAACUUAACAAUAGAUACUUUUAAAUCAUUACUUAAUUCUUAUUAGUUAUUAAUAUUUUGAUAUAUUUGUAGUCUUGUGAAAUAUAUUUUUUUAUAAAAUAAUUAAAUAAUGACAAUGCAAUAUAUUAAAAUGCAUAACAUAUGUUAAAAAUUAUUAUGUAACAUGGUAAAGGGGAGACUACUACUCUAACAACUACUACCAGGUGUGAGGAUGCAGGAGUCGUUCUGCAGCCUUUGCCUCAGAUACUAAUGGCUAAUGAGUAAUAAGUAAAGAAAAUGAUAUGUUGAAAACGUUAUAAAAUAUUUUUAUUUUUUUAAUUUACUUUAUGAGUCAUGUGUAUUGUUUUAUGUUUAAUAAAUUAUAAAUAGUUAACACAUGGAAACAUUUUAGAAAGCACAUUCCAUUUUCUUGUAUUUUGUAACACCAUUUCUUUUCUUCAUUGAUGCGAUCAUU
Messenger RNA from Rhopalosiphum maidis (corn leaf aphid), 2097 nucleotides. RefSeq names its product ketosamine-3-kinase-like. The transcript has 6 exons. NCBI's taxonomy places the organism in Eukaryota, Metazoa, Arthropoda, Insecta, Hemiptera, Aphididae. The record is from RefSeq and is a predicted model, not a curated record. The coding region runs from base 787 to 1689 and encodes 300 amino acids.